UUGGGCCAAUGGAGGGACCGCUGGAUUGCGUAUCGGUGUCCGUAGUUCAUUCGCUUGCGUUUGAUCCAUCAGCGCCGGUGUGUCCAGACGGUAGAACAACUGACGCGGAUUGAAGAAUACUGCGAGAAAUGGAUAAUCGGGGCUAUGGUUCAUCAGGUUACUCUAACUGGGGUGGAGGUGGCAGCAGCUCCAGUAGAGGCUCAGGAGGGUACGACCUGUACGGAUACAAGGACUCCAUGUCCAGCAGCGGGGGCUACGGAGGCGGCUACGGCGGCGGAGGGGGGACGGGCCAGAUGAAAAGGGGCCUGUCAGGCGGUGGCAUGGUCUCCACGGGAACCAGCGCCGACGCCGUCAUCGCCAAGAUCAACCAGCGGCUGGACAUGCUGACCCAGCUGGAGGGGUCGGGCGGCAUGAAAGGAGGGGGUCGUAGUGACAGGUUUGACCAAUACGAGUCCUACGACUCGCGCCCCUCCUCUGUUAACCCCCGCGAUCUCUACAGAUCCGGUAGCUAUGGUUACGGCGAGGGCCCGUCGGACCUGCGGGGUGGUGGGGGCUACGGGGGCGGUGCCUACGACGGCUCCUCCUUCGGACCCGCCAAGGCGCGCCAACCGCGCGAUUCCUACUCAAGCCCUGGCUGGGGCGGGCGACGGUCCCCGAGGAGGGGCGGGGCCCCCGGGGGCCCGGGCGGACGCGGGUUUGCCCGCCGACAGGAGCCCCCCAUGGGUGGCGGAGGCGGAUUGGGCGGUGCCAGGGGAGGCCACUCCCCCGGGGGGCGGGGCAGGCUCCCAUCACUGCUGUCUCACCGCAUGUACCCUGAGACGGGCGCAUACCAGCCCCCCCCGCCCGGCCCCCAGGACCUCCCCAGCGGCAGGCCCUUUGGAGCGGGCCCCGGAAUCCGGGCAGGCCGCCAGAGGGGGCGCAAGAGACCCGUCAACCGAUUUCCCCCCCAGCAGAUAAACCCACAGAGGGAGGUGCAGAAGAAGAGAAAACAGACAGUUACCCCUGGAGACGAACCCGAGUCCAAGAUGGGAAAAACAGAGACUGAGAACACAGAAUCCACAAAUGAUUCUACCCAGCCCAGUGGGGAAACUUCAGAGGGGAAGAGUUCGACGCCAGCAAAGGUUAAAGCAGAUGAUGAUGCUCUGACCAUGCAGGAGGAGAUAAACCAGAUGAAGAAGAAGCUGCAGACGAAGCCUCCCUCCCCACCGCAGGACAGGUUCCCCAAGCUGAGGAAGAGGAGGGGCUUCCAGGAAAGGUCAGGGGUCAGGCUUGGCUCUCAGAGGGUGAUGUUCGCGUGUUCCGUCUGCAAGUUCCGCUCCUUCUACAGCGACGAAAUGGCCGCCCACAUGGAGAGCCGAUUCCACAAAGACCACUUCCGCUUUCUGUCCAAUCAGCUGACGAAACCCACAAUUGACUUCCUGCAGGAGUACCUGAACAAUAAAUGGAAGAAGACAGAGGAGAGGACGAAGCAAAUUGAGAAUAUCAGCGCAGCGAUCUGCCAGGUGUAUAAGGAGCAGGACCUCACCCGAGAUAUUGGAAUGGAGCACUUCAUGAAGAAGGUGGAGGCAGCCCAUUGUGCAGCCUGUGAUCUCUUCAUCCCCAUGCAGCACCACCUCAUCCAGAGACACCUCAAAUCCCCUGACCACAACUUCAACCGCAAGGGCAUGAUGGAACAGUCGAAACACGCCAGCCUCUCGGUGGCACGCAGCAUCCUCAAUCACAAAGUCAUCGCCAAGAAGCUGGAGAGCUACCUUAAGGGUGAGAACCCCUUCAACGGCAGUGAUAAAGAUCCUGAGGAUUCGCUGAUGGACGUGUCAGGGGCGGAGUUAGAGAAGAGCCAAGCAACAGUGGAGGAUGGAGAGGGGGAUAGUAACCAUGCGCCCGUGGGGGAGGGGCAGAAUGAUGGAGCUGAAGUGAAGAUGGAGGAAGAGGAGCUGGAGGGGGUGCUGGGGGAGGACUGCCUGGAAGGGGAGGAGGAAGGCAAUGAGGGAGAGGCGGGGCUUAAGGAUGAGGGGGAGGGGCUUAAGGAGGAAGAGGCAGAGACUAAGGAGGAGGCAGAGGCCAAGGUUGAAGAGGAAGCGGUGCUAAAUGAGGAUGAGGAGGAGGGGGUGGAGGGUGUGCUGGGGGAGGAUGAGGAAGGCGAAGAGGGGAUAGAGGGAGAUUUUGGGGACGGGGAAGAACAGGGCGUGGAAGGAGAUUUUGGAGAUGGGGAAGAGGGCGUUGAGGGGGAUUUAGGGGAGGAUGAUGAAGGGGUAGAGGAGGAGGAAGAGGAGGGGGUUGAGGUAGAGGAGGAGGAAGAGGAGGGAGUGCAGGGCGAGGUGGACGAUGAGGAGGAACAGGACGACGACGUGGCCGUGGUGGAGGACGAUGACGGAGUGGUUUUGGUAGAGUAACACCUGAGCCCCCCCCCACAUCCUGCGGGCACGACCAUUCCCGUCGUGUCUGUGAUUCUGAUUGGCUGGGGAGGGAAUGCCUUCUGGCCAGCAGCGCCCCCGUGUGGACAGUACACUGCAGCUGCUCACACUCCAAUCCAACUGUGACAUCCUCCCGGACCAAUAAUCAGGAGUCUCACCUCCCCUUUCCAAACACACGCCCACACUUGCGCUAUUGUUUUAUUUUCCUGUGUGUAUACAUUUAUUUUGUUGUGCCUUUUGUCAAGUUUGAUGGCAGGGUUUGUUUCUCUCCUUAGAUCCAAGAAUAAAAAGGGGCGGGGGGAGGGGGCGGGGAGGGAGCCUGGUUUCAAAUUUUUAUCGUAACGUCUUGACGACCACCUGAUUCGGGAAACACGUUUCAAAAAGGGAAACUGCAGUGUGUUAGGCGGGAGUUCAGAGUGUCCUCACUGUUUGACCUGAGCCGAAACAUCAUCUUUUUGUUGGAAGAAUGGGACGGGGUUAAUUGUUUUUACAUUUUAUUUUCUCUUUUUUUGACGGAUAAAAAUAAAUGUUUGUUAACA
Molecule: messenger RNA, 2953 nt
Organism: Anguilla rostrata (American eel)
Lineage: Eukaryota; Metazoa; Chordata; Actinopteri; Anguilliformes; Anguillidae
Gene: akap8l
Product: A kinase (PRKA) anchor protein 8-like
Exons: 13
Coding region: 129-2393 (754 amino acids)
Cellular component (GO): nucleus
Molecular function (GO): DNA binding
Source: RefSeq, a predicted model, not a curated record